GCGGGGCUUAGCGUUUGAACAAGGCUUGUCUGGGCGUUUGGACAGGGAAGAAACGCAAGUGGCUGACGUUUAGAAUUUAACGUUGUUCAGUUUAUAUGUGUUUUAUAAAUAAAAAGUCGUUAUAAAUGAGCGACCAGCACGGGACUGUCGUGAUUUUAAACAGAAACGUCCUCGUGGGUUCCAGUAACAAUUUCAAUAAUACAUAUUUGGUAAACAGACGAAGCUGGUGUAAAUAAUACGGGGGGCCAGUUCUGGCAAGUAUCGAACAGGCUUGCGAUGUUUGCUCCAGCGACUGCUGGCGGACCUUCCACCAUGGACGUCCUCAGAGAGAGAAUGCUUGAAAAGAAACAGGGCUCCUUAAAAGUAGCAAAACUGAACACAUCACUUGCACUGAAGAUCAAAACCAAGAUCCUAAAUAACUCCUCCAUCGUUCACACUUCUAUGAAAAUUAACAACAAAGCAUUGGCAUUGGCUCUGAGUGCCCAAAAGGAGAAAUGCAAACUUUUAGAGCAGGAAAUGAUUAAACUUCAAAAGGAAGCGGUGAUGCUGUAUGUUCAGAAUGCCUCCUAUAGUCACAGACAGAAUCACUUGCUUUCACUACUUAAAGAACUGCAGCAGAGCACACAUGAGAGAUUAGAUGCUGCUGUCCAGAUGUGUUCAGUUGAAGAUUGCCCAAGUCCAACUGGCUCCAAGAGAAGCAGCAAACCACCUCUCUCAAACAAUGCAGGGACCAGUUUCCAGAAUGCUAGUAACGAAGCCACUUGUGCAGCCCAGAAGUCACCUGUAGUGUCACUGGAGAAACCUGUGCUGCAGCCACAGCCACGGAGACCUGUGCAAGAGAAAUGCUUCCUGCAAUCACCACUGGAGGAGAACGCUGUUAACAGGCAGCCUGAAUCUGGGCAUUUCCUAGAAAAUAUGCAGCAUAUCGACCAAGAAGAUGCAGGAAUCUUUGCUUCCCCGUCACCUGUAGUGAAAGAGCCCUCCUAUCCCAGAGUCUCGCCUGACAGAGUCAUAAAAAAAGGGAGGAGAUCAUGCCUGGUUACUGCAGCACUUUUUGAAAGUUAUUCAAAAGAGUCCCCUGGGACUGAUGACUCUACAGUCAUUAAAACUGGCAAAAAACGAUCUGGAGUGGGAUGUCCAGGUGUUUCUCUUGCUGAAUCCAAUGGCUCUAAAGAGAGUCUUGAAUUACAGGUUCCUAAACAAGAAACCACAGUCUUUGAUGCUGAAAUGGAACUGACUGUCAAUGAGGAGACCGAAAUUGUAACUGUUGAAUCAAACUCCAGGGGGAAAAAUAUUGGGGAGAACAGAACACCAAAGCCGCGGAGUAAAAAGGGUGAUCCUGAAGCACUGAGAAACAUUAAGAAAAAGAAAAGGGAUCCUAGCAAAGCUAUUCCACUUGUAAAUUCAACUCGCCCAGUCUCUGAAAAACAGAGAAGUAUCAAACCUUUAGAUACCGACAAGGCAAUCUCAGAUGCUGUUGGUAGUGACUUGCAAACAGCAAGUUCAGCCUCUGCAGCUGAGGUGAGUGUAGCAGCCAAUAAGCAGCUGCACCAAGGGGAAGAGCAUUGCGGAAUAACAGAUGUCUCUCUGAGCACUGAAUGUAAAGACUGCAGAAACACUUAUAAAGUCUCAGUUUUUCAGAAUGCUGAAUAUACAGAUUGCAGAAAGGCUGGCAUAGUUUCAUCGGAAGCUUUGAAAUAUGCAAAUAAAUGUGAACAAAGCAGAGCACAACUUGUGCAAAUGGAAGAACCAUUGGAUCAACCAAAAGAUCUGUUGGAAGAAAAUACACUUGCUGAUUUUCAAACUGUAGAAACAAAACCACAGGACUUUUUAAAUGUUGAGACUAAAGAGAGCAGAAGAACGUACCUUGUCUCGGGCCCUCCAAGUGGAACUUAUUGGAACACUGCAGGUAAAGAUAACAGAAGAACAUUUGUAAUCUCAGAUUUUCAGAAGGCUAAACCCACAGCUAGCGGACUAUCGCACGUAGAGCCUGGGCAAGAAGAGAAUUUACAGAACCUUGCUCUCAAAGAUGAACCUGAAGAAAAUGCACAUAGUAGCAAUUUGAAGUUGUGUGAUGGAGCUUUCGUUAUGUCAGACAGAUAUGUUACCAAAAGGGAAAACUUCAUAAUCACCCCCCCUUUAUAUAAAGCAGGUGGUUAUUCUGUAGUAGAGGCCUGUGAAACAGAAGUUUGUGAAAGCAACAGCAGAGCAAAGGUCAGUAAACACAAAGAUAACAGCAGCAGCAGAAAGAGAAGGAAUGUGGUUGAUGAAGUCUUUGCAGAAAUAGGCACACAUUGUAACAAUAAUGUAAUGCAUAGCCAACCUGAGAGUGGUCUAAAUGAUCCUGUUGUGCAACGCUCUGCGAAAAGAAGCCGUAUUCCUCAGAAAUCAUGCUCUAACGUGACACAAGGAGAGAGAAAUGAUAACCCAAACAGGAAAACAUAUGUAGUUCAUCCUGCAAACAAGUUGAAAAGUUCUGAAAGCAGCCCUGAGAAUCAAACUAAGAAAGUUAAAUCUAAAAGCCGCUGUGCAAAAGUUGCAUUCCAAGAACCUGGUGUUCCAAAUCCCUGUUUUAUAUUCACUCAUAAUGAAAGUGAGUGUGUGAAAGGUAGCAAAACUGCUUCACAGGAAAAUCAUUUGGAAGUCAGCGGUACUCCUCUGAAAAGAGAGUCCUCUUCACUGGCAACUACAAACUCUGACCGUGCCGGAGGUGUGAUUUUAAAGCUACCUUGUGUUCAGAAGGCAUCAGCAGGUGGAGGAGGUGGUGUGAGAGUUUGUAGUGUGCAGGACACAUGUGCUUCAGAACAAACUACAAUGACUGUCGCCUCACCCAGGGCUGCAGCACAGAGAGCUGAAGAACACUCUGCCGUCCUGGAAAGCCUUCAGAAGUUGGUUCAAGAGGACAGUUCUCUUGGUGGAUUUCAGCUUUAUGGACCUGAAACUCAGGAGUGUGGCCUAUUUCAGAAUCUUCAUUCUCUGGUGAAUACUGUUAAAGAAAGUGAGAAGAUUGCACGUACUGUGAAGAGAAGUCGAGACAAAACCCCUGACGGAAGAAUACUGCAGACUGUAACCAACACCAGUUUAAGUACUUGUGAAGAAGCUGGUAUAGCCAAGAAACGCAGGCGAGCUGCAGCUGUUGCUAACUACAAGGAGCCACGACUUAAUAGCAAGUUACGUCGUGAAGAUCAAGAGAAACUGCAGCCCUCUGUGUACAAGGAGUACAAAAAACUAAAUGAGAUACAGAUUAAACUGGAAUCAGAUGUACCAAUGUAAUCCCUUUUCAUGUUUUUUAAAUUAUAUAUUUUCUAUUUGAUAAAAUACAAUGUUGUGUAUAACUACGUUGCUUUUGUUUUUACUGAUGUUCAAAGGAACUGUGUCUGUAUGUGCAGAGUGUACUGCAUGAUGGUCCAGUUUUACUAAAAAUACAUAUAUUUUAUAAUCCAAACUAUGCUCAUUAAUUAAAUUCAUUAUAUGAAAUUAAUUAAUGAGCAUGCCUCAGAAUAGUGGCACCCCAAAAUCUUAUCCAUUUACUGGAAACAACGCACUACAAGGGGUGGGACUUUUUGACUGUUAAAACACUCCUUGUUUAGUAAAUAUGUCAGUAUCACUUAUUUGCCCUGUUUUUUGCCUUGAUGCAGAAAUAAGGCCUGCUGAAAGUAUCUGUUUUAAAAUGUCUUGUAAUUUGUAAUGUGUGUUUGUUAUGGAACUUCUGUAACCUGAAGCUACAAUGUGCUUUUUUUAGUUUAUUUUUCUUUGUUAAACAUCAAUAAAUAAAGUGUAUGUAUUGCUGCUAAUUAAUAUUUAAUUGCUGCCUGUUUACUUGAGAAAUUGGAGUCUGUCAUGCUUCCCUAGAUAAGCCAAAGGGUUUCUUAGCAACAGAGCACUACUUUGGUCUCAAGGAAAGCCUCCCGAGUCUUUUCUGUAAAUACAUUCUAUAAUAACAGCAGCACGCUAUCCAGGUGCAGAACAGAUCAGAUCUCUUGUCUUUUCCCAAACUGCAAGCAGGUUUUUUUUUCUGUGGAGCUAAGGUAGAAAACCUUCAUCUUGGUAAUUAUGGAAAAAAGGCGCUUGAGGAAAGAGAUUGAACAUUUAUUGGGGGAAUACAUUGGCGUCAGACUCCGAGAAAACAGAUUUGAUCCGAAGGGUAAAAAGGAUUCAACUUUACUUGAUGACUUGGCACAUUAUGACUUGGCCAUCAAUGUUGCUUUACUUUGGUUGAACAAAGCUGAAGAAAAAGAGUUUACUGACAAUGAAAUACGAGUGAGCAGCUCCAGGGAGUGCAAACACCCCAAUAGGAUGGAGCGAGAGGCGAUGGUCCUCUCCUCCUUUGCUGGGAUUCUCAUGAAUACCUUGCCUGUGGACGAGCUCAUUUCCCUCUACAAGUAUAAACCCUCAACAACACGUUCUGGGCAGCACGCUAAGAGCCUAAUAGUGCACCCUUUCACCCUUUCCUGCCACCCAUUUGCAAUGCUCACGGCCAUCAAGGCUGUAGAACAUGCCAGGAAGCACAGUAUGAAGCUGAAUUCCUGGAAAUCAGCAAAAAACAAGUGUGAAAGUACGGCAGAUAAUACAGCUGCACAGGCAGCAGCUCCGCCCACUAAUGCUGAAGAAUGCACUCUGGAAGAUUACCACUAUGAACUACCAUGAAGAUUACUUGGGCUUCUUUGAUUUGUGUAAUGAUGAACUUUGUGAAUAAUUUGACUUCUGUUACUGUUACACUAAACUAAACAUUAUUUUAUAUGUUAAUAGUUGGUCGUUAUUUGUUUUUAAGCAUGUUACUGAGAACUAUUUAUCCAACUUGUUGCAAUUUAGGAAAGACAUUUGGAUGUGAGUCAAAUAAAUGGCUUGUGACUGAUGAUUCAAAGUAGACUGACCUCAACUCUUGCAUUGUUCAUGGUUUUCCAAAGUAAAGAAAAUGGGUCUUAUUCAAGGUGUAGACACAUUUAAACGUUAAAAACAUAAAGUUUUUAUUUUUUAUUUGAAUGUAA
Molecule: messenger RNA, 4988 nt
Organism: Acipenser ruthenus (sterlet)
Lineage: Eukaryota; Metazoa; Chordata; Actinopteri; Acipenseriformes; Acipenseridae
Exons: 17
Coding region: 4054-4647 (197 amino acids)
Cellular component (GO): chromosome, centromeric region
Source: RefSeq, a predicted model, not a curated record